Bactrocera tryoni is the source of this 2726-nucleotide messenger RNA. RefSeq names its product G protein alpha q subunit. NCBI's taxonomy places the organism in Eukaryota, Metazoa, Arthropoda, Insecta, Diptera, Tephritidae. The record is from RefSeq and is a predicted model, not a curated record. Bases 1216 to 2406 code for a protein of 396 amino acids. The transcript has 11 exons. Gene Ontology annotation, cellular component: heterotrimeric G-protein complex. Gene Ontology annotation, molecular function: G-protein beta/gamma-subunit complex binding; guanyl nucleotide binding; GTPase activity. Gene Ontology annotation, biological process: adenylate cyclase-modulating G protein-coupled receptor signaling pathway; phospholipase C-activating dopamine receptor signaling pathway.
CAGUGUGAUUUUUCUUGUGUGUGGCUAAAAUGCUUGAAUAUGCACUCUGACGAAUUAAAGAAAUAGAAAAUGUUUCAUAAUUAAAGAUUCAGAGUUGUGUAUUGAUAUGUAAACGGGUAAUUUUUGAAGUAAAGAACAAACAAAUUAAAAAAAUUAUUUUAAGCAAAUGUGCAAAAAAUACAAACUACUCGAUCUAACAACAGAAAAAUUAUAGGAAAACCAGAAAGAGCAACAAAAGCGGUUGAAGCGGAAAAAUGUUCCUUAUAUUUUAGAAACGGGCUCAAGCAACUACAGCUAUAUUGAAGAAAUGAAUGAAUAAUUGACGCCAUAUAUGCACCAACGGUACCGUUAAAUAUACCUGGAUAUAUAAAUAUUAGUUGCGGCCGCCAAUUGAACAGCAAAUGCAGCAGCAACAAUAGUUCGUCUAAUAGCAAUAUAUACAAUAGAUCUGCAGGGAUUCUGUAAAAAGGAUUAAUUUUAAGCAAAAAAGAAACCAACCCACAAUAAAAAUAAAGAACAAUAUUCUCCUAAUGAUACUGCAUUCGAGAAUAUCGACUACAAGGAAAUACCAACUUUUGAUACGAGUUUCCUUAAGUUUCUGAAAUCUUCAACACCAAAAUAUAUUUUAAUUGAUGUUUACGGAUUUUUUUAAAUAGGAUCAUACAAAGAAGGAGAAACGGUACCUAUCGUUGGUUGCAACUGGACAAACAUAAAGUUCGAAAAGCAAAAUAAAUAAAAAUAAAAAAUUUUAGCUUGAGAAAAGAGGCGCUCAACCAAAAUAAAAGAAUUUGUGGGAAUACAAUCGUAUGUGAACAUUUCCAUGUGAAAAUAAAACGAAGUUAAUUUCAAAAUUUACUUCAAAAUCUUUUGCCAUACAAAGAUAAUUGGACAGGAGCAUAUGUGUUGUGCCGCAACAUUGAUUGUUGCGCUAACGGAAGUCACACACGACGACACACACCUAUCGAGAAGGUGGUGGCGGCAAAGGAACUUGGCAAGCAUUUGAAAUUAUCAUCUGCUCCAACAUUAUUGACUACAAAAUAGGCAAGCAAAGCACGCCGGCGGCUACAUUGAGGCAGGCUAUAGCACGAGCGUUUCGCCACAAAGCUUUUACUUUAAAUAACGAACAACAUUAACAACAAAUCCAGUCCAGUAGUAGUACAUAGACUAGAGUGUGUGGUUAAGGGUGCGGCGUAAGCAGCCAAAAAUUUAGCUAGUAUGGAGUGCUGUUUAUCGGAGGAGGCGAAGGAACAGAAGCGCAUUAAUCAGGAAAUCGAACGGCAGUUGCGUCGAGACAAACGCGAUGCGCGAAGGGAACUCAAACUAUUGCUGCUCGGCACUGGUGAAUCCGGCAAAUCGACAUUCAUCAAACAGAUGCGUAUUAUUCACGGCAGCGGUUACUCCGACGAAGACAAACGGGGUUACAUUAAAUUAGUCUAUCAAAAUAUAUUCAUGGCCAUGCAGUCGAUGAUCAAGGCCAUGGAUAUGUUAAAAAUUUCGUAUGGCAAAGACGAGCACGGUGAAUUUGGCGAACUGGUGAUGAGUAUCGAUUACGAAACGGUCACAUCAUUCGAAGAUCCAUAUUUGUCCGCCAUUAAAACACUGUGGGCGGAUACUGGCAUACAAGAAUGUUACGAUAGACGAAGAGAAUAUCAACUCACAGAUUCGGCAAAAUAUUAUCUGAUGGAUCUCGAUCGUGUGGCUCAACCAGAUUAUUUACCAACCGAACAAGAUAUUUUGAGAGUUCGUGUGCCGACAACGGGGAUCAUUGAGUAUCCCUUUGAUUUAGAAGAAAUUCGAUUUAGCUAUCUCAGCGAUCUUGAUCGUAUUGAAAAAGAGGAUUACCUACCCAGCGAGCAGGAUAUUUUGCGUGCUCGUGUGCCCACCACAGGGAUACUUGAAUAUCCAUUCGAUUUGGACGGUAUCGUAUUUAGAAUGGUGGACGUGGGUGGUCAGCGUUCCGAGAGAAGAAAAUGGAUUCAUUGCUUUGAGAAUGUGACUUCAAUCAUAUUUUUGGUUGCGCUAUCGGAAUACGAUCAAAUUUUAUUCGAAUCUGAUAAUGAGAAUCGUAUGGAAGAAUCAAAAGCUUUAUUUAGAACUAUUAUUACGUAUCCGUGGUUCCAAAAUUCAUCAGUUAUUCUCUUCUUAAAUAAGAAAGACUUAUUAGAGGAAAAAAUCAUGUAUUCGCAUUUGGUAGAUUACUUUCCCGAAUAUGAUGGUCCACAAAGGGAUGCGAUUGCCGCCCGUGAAUUCAUACUUCGUAUGUUUGUAGACCUUAAUCCAGAUUCCGAAAAAAUCAUCUAUUCUCAUUUCACCUGUGCUACGGAUACCGAAAACAUUAAGCUCGUAUUCUGCGCCGUCAAGGAUACUAUCAUGCAGAAUGCUCUCAAGGAAUUCAAUUUGGGUUAAGCAACUUCACCGAACACAACUGAACGGAACGCGCGUCCUCAUCUCUCUAACCCGUCUACCUAGCUACUUACAUGCAUAUAGUUAGCCAACGCAUCAACUUAUAACUGUUUCGCUUCUUUAUACUACGAUUUUAUUAAUACACAUUGGCUUAUAAUAAAUAAAUAAUAAUAAACAAAUAAGAAAGGCAAAAGCAAGACUUGAUUUCUAAAAAAAAAAAACACAUACAUACAUAUAUAGGCAAUAAUAUUGUAAUAAUGUUUAGGCAAAGUGUAAACUCUUUUGUUUAAGUACUCGUCAAUAAAACAAAUUCCUAAAAGUUG